Messenger RNA from Scatophagus argus, 1096 nucleotides. RefSeq names its product urokinase plasminogen activator surface receptor-like. Bases 83 to 694 code for a protein of 203 amino acids. The record is from RefSeq and is a predicted model, not a curated record. The transcript is spliced from 5 exons. Lineage: Eukaryota; Metazoa; Chordata; Actinopteri; Scatophagidae.
ACAACUCCCACUGAGAGAGCAGAGAGCUACUUAUAGCCAAAUCAGAUCAAACUGGCAGUCAGUUGCUUCCCACCAUCGCAAAAUGCAUCUCCUCACUCUCAUCUUUGGGAUUGUGCUCCUCCCAAAAGCCACCACUCUGAAAUGUUAUGAGUGUUUAACUCCCGGAGCCUGCACAAACACAGAGACUGACUGCCCUUCUCAGUGUGGUGCGAUGAGAAUUGCAGCAUAUGCAGGUGGAUCAAAAGUGUCUGAUAUUGAGGUGAAAACUUGUGCUGUGGCUGAACAGUGUUUUGACGCUUCUAUCAACUUUGGAAUUGCCAAAACCAUACUUACGACCAAGUGCUGCAGCUCCAAUCUCUGCAACAACCAACCUGCCCCUGAGAUCCCCAAAACCACUCCCAAUGGUAAAAAGUGCUAUUUCUGCAAUGGACAAUCAUGCACUGCAACUCUAAACUGCGAGGGUAAUGAGGACCACUGCAUCACAGGAACAGUGACUACAGGGGGAACAAAGACAGUCAUGAAGGGCUGUGCCACCAAGCAAGUCUGCUCAAGUGAGGUUAAUGCGCAGCUUAUGGGGGCCGUUGGAGGAGAACUUAGCUGCUGUCAGGGGAACUACUGCAACAGCGCUAUCAGCACCCGUGCUGGCCUCCUGCUCCUGGUGGUGCCGCUGAUCUCUUUGCUCAUGUUCUCUUAACUGGUGGAAACAACAACGUCAGUUUCCUUCCUUUUCCUCAUCGACAAAUGCCUUCAUAGUGCUCACACCCAUUCCUUUUCCGUUUAAGUGAUGCAUGAGAAAGUAAUUAGCUUAGCAGAGAAAGAUUUUAUUGAUUAAGGUUCCUCCUUUUCUCAUACUUAUAUGAGAAAAGGAGGAACUACUACUAGUUUCUAACUUGCUUGUCUCCAAAUAUAAUAGUAACUGUCUUACACAGAAAAAUGUCUGUUUUUUCUGAAGUGAAACUAGAAUAAUUUAAAAACAUGUGGAUACACGUUUUGCUCUGUGUUCUAUUUCUAUGCUGAAACAUAUUUGUAGUAGGAAUUAUUGGAAAUAUUUCGGUGUUAUUGAUAAAAAUAAAAAUGAUUUUUUAUUAAAACUCUG